AAUUAUUUUUUGGCGGGACUAAAAUUUAAAGGUUAUCUCUGUCUCUUAUUCUAACCCCAAUGUAGCUUUGUUCUUUGCUCUACUAUAUAAUAACAAUAAUAAAUGUAAACAGGCUGAUAAUAAGUGAACAUCGUCAAGAUUAUUUGAUUCUUUUUAAGUACCAUCAUGACUACAACUGUUUUUGACUGCAAUAUCAAAAAUGUAAGAAACCCUUUACAAUCUUUAUUGAAAGUUCUGAAUGUAGAAAGCGAAGAUUACACAAAAACAGAAACGGAAAUAUGUGGCCAACUCUACGAAAGUACUGCUGCUUUAGAAGAAAUUGAUGUCAUCAUAAGGAUUGUUCGAAAAAAUUGGUGUUAUCUACAAAAUUCAGUUCUAAAUGGAACAGCAAUCCCCCCACGUGAGUUAGCAGAUACACGAUUGAUAAUAAACAAGUGUUUUAACUUAAUUGUUUUGUCUUUGCAACGUUGUGAAAGUGACAGGCUUAAACAGAAGUAUGUAGCGUUUUUUCAAAAUGAAAUCAAAACAUUACUUCCAUUAAUUUUGCCCACUUCUGAUGUAGAAAAGGAAAUUUACUUAAAACUUACUGGUCCUUCAUGUAAUAAAGAUAAGUGUCCAAUAUAUCACUAUUUUCACACAUUUCAAGAUGUGCAGUAUUAUGUACUGCUUUUUUAUUAUCUUACUCGAAACAGUGAGGAAUUUCGAGAUCACAUAACUUGUAUCAUGAAGGAUUUAAUUGUGUUGAGUGAAAGUGCGUUUAGACAAAGGAGUGAUACAGCAUUUUCCUGUGCUUGUAACAAAGAUUUUUGGUUAAUCAUUCAAGUCUUAAGUGAAAAACUGUUGGGUGAAGAUACCUUCUGGUUAAUAUUUAAUAAAGUUGUUGAGAAUUGUAACAGCGACUUUGUUUUAUGGUUGCUUCAUGAUGUAGCUGACUUACAAGCUGUUGAUCUAAAUGGGAAAUAUGUAGGAGCUGCAAGUGACCGAAUAAGACCAAAUUUUGUUUUACUGGAAAGUGCUUUGAAAAACGUAAUAACUAAUGUAGAAUUUGGAAACUCAAUUCUGCCCACUUUAAAAUCAAUUGAACCACUUGUCUGUAAUUUGUGGUUGAAAUCGUCUAAAAUUGAAGUCUAUCAAAUGUUAUGGGAGUACUAUAGUAAGAGACUUAAUGUGUCUGCAAGAGCAAAUACCAAUUUGCCACUACCGGAAUUAACUGAAUUAAUUGAUACAAUCUUGUGGGCACCAAAAGAUUGCACACACGACUUUGAAUUGUUCUUAGCAAUGUUAUCCUUGCAUUUAAAUGAACAUACCUAUCAUUGGGGAAAAAUGAAAGGAAGGAUUUAUUCACAACUGGGUCCAAACAAACUAAAGGAUCUCAACAGUGGCGGAAUCUUUAAUGUCUUACUGCUGUUUUUAUCGUUAACCAAAGUUAAUUUUGAUGAAUUAUCAAAAAAAUUUCUUUCUUUCAUUGAAAAUUUACCAAUGGAAAAGAAACAAAGUCAACUGAUUUGGCGUUUUUAUACCGCGUUUGUGGUGCGUCACUUAAGAGAAAAUCGCAACAUAGAAACUGUAACAGUACCAUUUAUAAAAAUGUUAGAAGAAUCAUCCACAGAUCAUCGAUUGUUCCACUUGAUCAAAAAUUUUGUACAAGAUUUUGACUGCAUUAUGAAUUCAACUGCUAACCUUCAGCUUCAUCAAUGGCUUCUUCUGAACAGUUGGAUCCACAAGUAUAUGAGUUCAUGCUAUUAUCCAGAUAUGGUCACCCUAUUAAAUGUGUUGUUAAGCAUAAUUGAAAGAAUUACCAAGGAAGAUGUUUGGGGUGAUUGGGAGUUUUGUUUCAAAAAUUAUGUUUACCCAGCAUUAAAAUAUUCACGUAGUACACCAGAAACAUGUGGCACUCUGGCGGCAAAAAUUGCAAUUUUAUCGCCAAAUCUGCAAGCAGAAGCUUUUGUGUUUUUUAAUAGUGAAACUGUCACACCAAAAGUUUCUGCAAAUUUUCUUUGUACUAUUUUAGAAAAUUAUCCCCAUUCACUUAUUAUAACUCCACAGCAAGAGACGAUGGCACUACAAACUUGGGUAAAAUUUUGUUUAUUAACGCGAGAUGGGUAUGAAGAUUUAACAAGGAACAUUAUCAAGUUAGAUAUCAUACCUCAAUUCAUCAAAACUGCAAUUGCACCCGCCAGAGAUCCACUUUGUGCGUUUCUUGAUUGCAUUGGUGGUGAUAUUAAGACACAUGUUCAAUCAUCUAGUCUAAGUAAGUUGUGCGAAAUUUUCUUUGGUCAAGCUGAACGUUGGACAACGCAGUAUUUUAGCCAACCUGACAACGAGGGUAUUGUUUUAAGAAUUUACACUUGUCUAGGUUUAGCUUUUUUCAAAAUUGGACCUUUACUGUAUGACAAACAUAAAUCGAAUUGUCCGUUUGCACGUUUGGUAACUUCUUUGUUACUUCCAACUGAGCUAAUAUUGGGGAAACCUCUCAAUCCAUUCAUUUUACAAAGCAUCAAAAAAACCUGGCAUCUCUUUUUUGAGGCCACUGUCAAACUAAACAGUCCAAAUGAUGCCUUCAUUGAUAGAAUUUUGCGAGAACUGGUUAUUAGAUAUAUACCCCAUUUUGCAACUGUAGAUUCGCCUAUGUUAAAGUGCCUUGAUAAUGAAUUUACUGCAGAGGUUAUUUUAGAUAAACUUGCAAAUGCGUUUUUCAAGCAGGCAACCAAAGAAGCUGAAUCUAAUAUUUUUAAGUCUUUAAAGUUAAUUAAUGAUUUUGUGCAAAGUACAACAUCAAUAGUAUUACUAAAAUUAAUUGUAAAUAAAACGUUGUAUGGUUUAUUAGAGGUGAUAAUGUUUCAUAAUCAACGUAAUAUGGCUGUGUCUAUUGUUAAAAACAUAACAUCAUCACCACUUUAUCCUCAGGUGAAAUCAGAAAUUGAGCAAGUUAUUGUAGGCAUCACUGAGAAGCACCUUGCUUUUAAUACACCAAAUUAUUUUCAAUUGUUGGGGCAUUUAUCCAGAGUAAUUCCCACUAGCUUAAAAAGUUUAAUUCCUCGCAUUAAGCAACAAGUUGUUAACGUGGAAAGAAUGCGAGGAGUAGGAUAUGAUAAAAAUUUACGUUUAAAUAUGGAAAGAUUUGAAGCUACUCUUUUAAAGUUGUCUUAAGUAUAUUUUAUAUUUUUAUAAAUAAGUCUUUUUUGUUCACACCUAUAACCACUGUACCUAUGGUAAGUUUCCCAG
Molecule: messenger RNA, 3225 nt
Organism: Zophobas morio
Lineage: Eukaryota; Metazoa; Arthropoda; Insecta; Coleoptera; Tenebrionidae
Product: protein MMS22-like
Exons: 2
Coding region: 166-3150 (994 amino acids)
Biological process (GO): replication fork processing; double-strand break repair via homologous recombination
Cellular component (GO): nuclear replication fork
Source: RefSeq, a predicted model, not a curated record